Messenger RNA from Entamoeba invadens IP1, 1386 nucleotides. Its product is annotated as sam/hd domain protein, putative. Gene Ontology annotation, biological process: dGTP catabolic process. The record is from RefSeq and is a predicted model, not a curated record. NCBI's taxonomy places the organism in Eukaryota, Evosea, Mastigamoebida, Endamoebidae. The transcript has a single exon. Gene Ontology annotation, cellular component: nucleus. The coding region runs from base 1 to 1386 and encodes 461 amino acids. Gene Ontology annotation, molecular function: dGTPase activity.
AUGUCUUCAGCUUUCGAGGGAAGUCCAAAGCGAAGGCGUGAAGAUGACACCGUUUCUCCCCUUUUAAUUCGCAGUCGUUCUGCGGCACUCUUUUCUGGUAAUUUCUGUAAUGUCACAUCACUUUCUGAUGAAAGUGAACAGAUUGUCAAAACCCCCACCUUUCAACGACUCCGCCGCGUCGCGCAAUUGGGCAGCGCGCAGUUUGUAUUUCCAUCAGCCACUCAUAUGCGAUUUGAGCACUCUUUGGGUGUUGCCGAGUUAGCCCAGAAGAUGGUAUUAAAUUUGAACAUGAAGCAAGUCGUUGCCAAUCACGCAGUUAGUAAAGAGGAUUUAGUCACCGAAGCGGAUAAGAAAAUGGUAGAAAUAGCUGGGUUGUGCCACGAUCUUGGACAUGGCCCAUUUAGUCAUUUGUAUGAGCGCACCAUGAAAACCAAUGGCAUCAAAUUUUGUCAUGAAGUUCAGUCAGUCAAAUUGUUUGAGAAGAUAGUUAGCGAGUUACGAGAGAAAGGAGAUUUUAAUGUCAGUGACGAAGAAGUCAAAGAAAUAGGUGAAUUGAUCACGCAUUCAGUCAACGAUGUCAAGGAAGAAAAGACUGAACGGUUAUGGUUGAAACAAAUAGUGAGUAAUUGUAGUAAUGGAAUUGAUGUGGAUCGACUUGAUUAUUUAAGAAGAGAUGCAUACCACUUGCACCGACCUUUACGAUUUACUGUGGACAAAAUAGUGGAGGGAGGGGUCAUCCAUGACGGACAAAUAUGCUUUUCCUCGCAAUGCAGAAGUGACAUUGAAGACUUGUUUACGCAAAGAUAUCUGAUGUACAAAGAUGUGUACACGAACAAGAACAUAACAGCCGUUGAAUUGCUCAUAUGUGAUAUAUUGAUCGAGGCGUAUCCGUAUGUCCCGAUACUGAAAAGCGGCCCAGACGAUUUGGACAGUUUCAUUCAACUUGACGAUUCGAUCUUGAACAUCAUAAGAUCGUCGAAAUUGGUUGGAUUGAAUAAAGCGAAAGAAUUGGUUGGUAAACUCGACCGAGCGGAGUUCUACCCCCUUGUAGAUUCGUUGGGCCAAACAGCAGAAAACAAAGCGUUGUUAUCAGAAUUGUCACCAAAGACUAUCGUCGACUAUGGAAAGAAUUUGAAGGAAGAAGACAUCAUUGUUGACGAUUUACGAAUCACAGUCGCUCCAAAAGAUAACUGGGAGAAAAUCAACUUUGUAAAAGAGAAUGGCGAGAUCAUCACACACAAGCCGUCGAUAUUAUAUCCAAAAGAAAGUGAGACGUUCUGUCGAAGAGUGUAUACUAGAAGCCCAGAAAAGAUCGACGAGGUCCGAUAUGCUGUUAAACGGUUUGUGACUGAAAGGCAACUUUCGGGGUCUGCGUUGUUUGAGUAA